AUGGCUCCCAAUCUCUUCCUCUGCGCGCGCACAAUCUUCUGCCCAAUCUACUGGUUCCAGAAAGGCGAUCGCGACAGCACCCUCCAGGAGCAACACUGGCAAUCACCCGUGCCAGGCACCUACAAGUUCCUCCCCGGUCGAGGCUGGCAUCUCGUCCACCGCGACGGACAAGAAAAGGAAGAAAAAGUCCCAGCCGCACUGGUCUACUGUCGCAUUCUCCACAGGUACAUGUUUGAGACCGAAUUAGACGACCGCUGCCGCUGGUUUGACGCUCCCCUGCACAAAGGCGGGCGUCCGGAAAAGCUGCGCUUCUUCCUGCUUGACGAUGGUGUCCACUGGGUUGCUGGCUGGGAUGCCCAUGGCAACUUCAUCCCUGGCCCUUAUCCUAAGUGGUGGCUUGAUGAGGAUGGCUGCACUAUGCGUCGUGGUGCCUCGCCCCCAACCAGUGCCAACGUCUCCCGCUGCAGCAGUAUUAUUGCCGGCAAACUCGACUAG
Molecule: messenger RNA, 495 nt
Organism: Penicillium salamii
Lineage: Eukaryota; Fungi; Ascomycota; Eurotiomycetes; Eurotiales; Aspergillaceae
Source: the annotation of a GenBank genome assembly